Jatropha curcas is the source of this 787-nucleotide messenger RNA. Its product is annotated as inactive protein RESTRICTED TEV MOVEMENT 2. The record is from RefSeq and is a predicted model, not a curated record. NCBI's taxonomy places the organism in Eukaryota, Viridiplantae, Streptophyta, Magnoliopsida, Malpighiales, Euphorbiaceae.
AAAAUAUAAACAGUCCUCCAUUGAUAUUCUUCUUCAAUCCAAAAGCUUUAAGAAACCAAACCAGUUUAGCAUCAAUGGCUGGAGCUAAUAUAACUUCCUACGAGGAUUUCGAACCGUACUGCAAGUGGCAAAGAGCGCCGGAAUGCGACACUCUCGAGGUUCAUCUCCAUGGUUUCAAAAAGAAUCAACUCAAGAUUAACGUCAGCAAUCUUGGAGUUAUGACAGUAACUGGAGAACGUCUUUUAGAUGACAGCAAACGGAGUCGUUUUUGCAGAGAAAUAAAGCUUUCAAAAGACCAUAAAACUAAUGAAAUUCGUGCAAAAUUGACCGGUGGCAUUCUUUACAUUGUUAUGCCCAAGAAAGCACCAUUAUCAACCUUAUUAGCGCCGGAAAAUCAAGAAAGUGAAAGAACGAGAAAAAAGGCCACGUCAAAUAAAGAAUUGGUUAAUACUACUACUAUGAUCAGUACUGAGAAUAAUGCUGCAUUGCUUAACCUUAAUAAGCUAUCAAGCUAUGGAUUUCCAUUGAAAGAUUGGGUUUUGAAGCUUCGAACUAGAAAUUUUGCUAUAGCAUUUGCUGCGGUGAUAGUUGUUACUGCAUUUGCAAUGUACAAGCAUCAUCAGCCCCAGAAUUGUUGAAAACUAGCUAUGCUAGAAUUAAUUACGUCCCUGUAUAUAUAUUUAAAAUUAUUAUAUAACCUUUUCUGCUCUCUGUAUAUGAACCUUUUAAUGUUUAAUUUCCAUAAACAGAAACUGAAAUAAAUUAACUUUAUUUUGUUUGGAACAAA